AUGAUGUUCGGUUGGAUGGGAGGGGCCCUGCUGUGUGCUGUCUCCGGUCUGGUCCUCCUCAUUGUCGCCACAGCAACGGACUUUUGGAUGCAGUACCGCUACUCCGGCAGCCUCAGCAAUCAAGGGCUGUGGCGCUUCUGCGUGGGAAACAAAUGCCACCCGCACACCAUCACCCUUGCUUUCUGGGAUGCCACGCGAGCCUUCAUGCUCAUCUCCAUCCUGUCCUCUUUUGCUGGGAUCAUCCUGGGACUCAUGACCUACACUGGCAGCGCCCGUUUUUCACGCAGCCGCUCUGCAGGGGUCAUCCUCUUGAUUGCAGGACUCUUUGCCUUGCUUGCCCUGUCAGUCUACACAGGUGUGACCGUGAAUUUCUACGGCAAGCGCUACACUGACUGGCGUUUCUCCUGGUCGUACAUUCUGGGCUGGAUCGCCAUUGUGCUGACCAUCGCAGCAGGUACUGGUGCUCCUGGAGGGUGGACCGAGGUUCCCCAUCACCUGGCCCUCCGUCUCCCAGAUUCCGAGACUCCGGAAUUUGUCCACCGGCGGGCCCAGCGGGGCGAGCAGCUGAGUCCCCUUCACUGCGCCUUCUCGGCCCAAGUCCAUCGCUGA
Messenger RNA from Candoia aspera, 609 nucleotides. RefSeq names its product lens fiber membrane intrinsic protein-like. The coding region runs from base 1 to 609 and encodes 202 amino acids. The transcript has 4 exons. NCBI's taxonomy places the organism in Eukaryota, Metazoa, Chordata, Lepidosauria, Squamata, Candoiidae. Gene Ontology annotation, cellular component: plasma membrane. Gene Ontology annotation, molecular function: structural constituent of eye lens. The record is from RefSeq and is a predicted model, not a curated record.